This is a messenger RNA of Telopea speciosissima, 3338 nucleotides long. RefSeq names its product phytosulfokine receptor 1-like. Gene Ontology annotation, molecular function: ATP binding; protein kinase activity; protein binding. The transcript has a single exon. Lineage: Eukaryota; Viridiplantae; Streptophyta; Magnoliopsida; Proteales; Proteaceae. The record is from RefSeq and is a predicted model, not a curated record. Gene Ontology annotation, biological process: protein phosphorylation. The coding region runs from base 268 to 3300 and encodes 1010 amino acids.
AAUCUUUCUGACAAGUUCGUCUUUCCUUUGCCGUUCAAUCUACUUCGUCUCUGUUAAAAUAUUCUUUCUCUGUUCGUUAGUUUCAUUGAAACUACUACUCUCCUUGUUAUAUUGGUUAUUUGUUCUUCUGAUCUUGAAGAAUAUAGAAGAAAUCAUAAAACCCAGACCAGAAAUUCCAAUAGCUGAAAUGGGUUUUACUGGGAAUGGGUUUUGAUUCUGCAACGGAUGGCCCCCGUUCAUUAAUUCCUUGAAAGGCUGUUUUUCGAGAUGGGUGUUGGAAAUUUCUGGGUUUUGAUAAUUAUCCUUGGCUUCUGCUUCCAAGCUCGGGUCUUGAAUUCUCAGAACGUGACCUGCAACUCUAAAGACCUCAUAGCAUUGGAGGGUUUCUUGAAGGGCUUGGAAUCAGGAAUUGCUUCGUGGGGCAGUAGUGGUUCUUCUGAUUGCUGUAAUUGGGUUGGCGUCAAUUGCUCUUCAAAUUCUACAGAUUCGGGCAAAAGGGUUGUUAGUUUGGAGCUUGGGAGAAAAAAAUUGAAAGGGAAUUUAUCCGAAUCCUUGGCUGGUUUGGAUCAGCUGAGAUUCUUGAAUCUCUCUCACAAUUCCUUCAAAGGUACUGUUCCUUCCAAUCUAUUUCAUUUGCAGAACUUGACAGUCCUUGACUUGAGCUAUAAUUAUUUCUCUGGCUUGCUUCCUCUUGAGACUGAUCUACCCUCUCUUGAGUAUCUUGACCUUUCUGAGAAUCUGUUUGAGGGUGACAUUGACACUGGUAUCUGUAUUAACUCGACCCAAAUUCAAGUUCUUAAUCUCUCCAUGAACUACUUCCUUGGAAGUUUUCCUUAUGGUUUUGGCAAUUGUACUUCGUUACAACAUCUUAUUCUCAACUCAAAUAAUCUAUCUGGGAGUUUGCCUCAGGAUUUGUUUUUGCUAGGAAAGUUGAGGACAUUGUAUCUUCAGGAUAACAUGAUUUCUGGGUCUCUGAGUGAUCAGAUUGGUAACCUGACAUACCUUAUCGAAUUGGAUAUCUCCACCAAUAACUUCUCUGGAUCAAUCCCAGAUGUUUUCGACCGCCUUAGAGAGAUAGAACGUUUUUCAGCCUAUUCAAAUCAAUUUGUCGGUGGCUUACCUAUUUCCUUGUCAAAUUCCCCAACCAUCAUUUCGCUUAAUCUGAGGAACAAUUCGUUAAGUGGUUCAUUCAAUCUUAAUUGCUCAGCCAUGGCUUCUCUCACCUCCGUGGAUAUGGGUUCUAACCAAUUCCAUGGUCCAAUCCUUGAUAUUCUCUCCUCCUGUAAAGAACUGAGAGCCAUAAAUUUCGCCCGGAACAAUAUUAACAGCCAAAUACCCGAGAGCUUCAAAAACCUCCAUGUACUAUCUUACCUGUCACUCUCAAAUACCAACCUCUACAAUCUUUCAGCUGCUCUUGUGGUGCUACAACAAUGCAGAAAUCUUACAACUCUGGUUCUUACAUCGAAUUUCCAUAAGGAAGGAAUGCCUUUAGAUGCAAACCUAGACUUUCGGAACCUGAAUACCCUCAUUAUUCCAAACUGCGCUCUCACAGGUUCGAUUCCGACAUGGUUGAGUAACUGCACCAAUUUGCAGCUUUUGGAUCUCUCGUGGAACCAGUUGGGUGGAAACAUUCCAGAUUGGUUGGGUGAGCUGAAAUUUCUCUUUUAUAUGGACUUAUCAAACAACUCUCUUACUGGAGAAAUCCCUAAAAUCUUGACUACACUGGAGAGCCUCAUCAACAGCACUAUCUCAGUCGAGCCCUCACCUGACUUUCCAUUUUUCAUCAAACGGAACCAAACUGGAAGUGCAUUGCAGUAUAAUCAGAUUGGUAGCUUCCCUCCUUCGUUGGUCCUGAGCAAUAACAUGCUCAAUGGAUCAAUUUGGCCAGAAUUUGGAAAACUGAAGGAACUCCUUGUUUUGGAUCUGAAAUCAAACUUUCUGUCUGGACACAUUCCCAGUGAGUUGUCAAUGAUGACAAAUUUGGAGACUUUGGAUUUGUCACAUAAUAAUCUGUCAGGAACCAUACCUGAUUCUUUGGUCAAUCUCAGCUUUCUUUCGAAGUUCAGUGUUGCUUAUAAUCAAUUAUGUGGCAGGAUACCAUCAGGAGGUCAGUUCCUGACCUUCCCAAGUUCAAGCUUUGAAGGGAACAAGGAUCUGUGUCAACGCUCUGGCCCUUGUUCUGCUGAUCAGAGUCCUGCAGCGAUCCCAAAAAAAGCGAGAAACAAGGGGAUUAUUGUUGGAAUGGCUGUAGGGAUUGGUUUGGGUUCAAUUUUCCUACUUGUUCUUGUGGCUUUGAUCAUGUCAAUGCCUUACUGUAGGAGAAGGGAUGACCCUGAGGAAGAAUGCAUUGAUGCCAGCAGUAAAGAGUUGGAGCAAUUGGGAUCAAGACUGCUGGUUCUGUUCCACAAGGAGAAUAAUAAAGAGCUCUCCAUUGAUGACCUGCUAAAAUCCACUAAUAACUUUGACCAAGCAAAUAUAAUUGGAUGCGGCGGUUUCGGUCUUGUCUAUAGAGCUACUCUUCCAGAUGGGAAGAAGGUUGCAAUCAAACGGCUCUCUGGUGACUGUGGUCAGAUGGAAAGGGAAUUCCAAGCUGAAGUUGAAGCCCUCUCAAGAGCUCGUCAUGAGAACCUUGUCCUCCUUCAAGGUUAUUGCAUGCAUGGAAAUGACCGGCUAUUAAUCUACUCAUACAUGGAAAAUGGAAGCCUGGACUACUGGUUGCAUGAAAAGCUUGAUGGAGCUUCCUCACUAGAUUGGAUGACUAGGCUUCGAAUAGCACAAGGUUCAGCAAGGGGAUUGGCAUACUUACACCAAUCAUGUCAGCCCCAUAUCCUGCACCGUGAUAUCAAGUCAAGUAACAUCCUGCUAGAUGAGAACUUUGAAGCUCAUUUGGCUGACUUUGGACUUGCUAGACUCAUUCUUCCUUAUGACACUCAUGUGACAACCGACCUUGUUGGAACUUUGGGCUACAUCCCUCCUGAAUAUGGUCAAGCCUCUGUGGCCACAUAUAAGGGUGAUAUAUAUAGUUUUGGAGUUGUUCUGUUGGAACUACUUACAGGAAGGAGACCGAUGGAUAUCUGCAAACCAAAAGGAUGCCGGGAUUUGAUCUCAUGGAUGCUUCAGAUGAAGAAGGAGAAGAGGGAAAGUGAAAUUUUUGAUCCACUCAUCUAUGACAAGCAAAAUUAUAAGGAAAUGUUACGAGUUCUUGAGAUAGCGUGCCUUUGCUUGGAUGCAUCCCCUAAAAUGAGGCCUUCAACCCAGCAGAUAGUUUCAUGGCUGGAUAAUGUUGAUGUCAAUGGCUGACUAAUCUAUGUUAUGGAGAAGGAUUAUAUAAAUAGCAC